Myzus persicae (green peach aphid) is the source of this 972-nucleotide messenger RNA. RefSeq names its product spermidine synthase-like. Gene Ontology annotation, molecular function: spermidine synthase activity. Gene Ontology annotation, biological process: spermidine biosynthetic process. The record is from RefSeq and is a predicted model, not a curated record. The coding region runs from base 40 to 762 and encodes 240 amino acids. Lineage: Eukaryota; Metazoa; Arthropoda; Insecta; Hemiptera; Aphididae. The transcript is spliced from 4 exons. Gene Ontology annotation, cellular component: cytosol.
AAUAGAAAAUCUCACGGCGUCGUAUUGGUAUUGGAUGGAAUGAUUCAGUGUACGGAAUUCGAUGAGUAUUCUUAUCAAGAAAUGAUUUCCUUUCUGCCUCUUUUCAGUCACCCAAAACCACAAAGGGUGCUAAUCGUGGGCGGCGGCGAUGGCGGAGUUGCUAGGGAAGUAGCGAAACACCCAUUGGUCGAAAUCAUUGACCAAGUGGAAAUCGAUGAACGCGUAAUUGAAUUGUCGAAGAUAUAUUUACCGUUUAUGGCUCAAGGAUUCGACAGUCCCAAAGUCAACCUGCACGUAGCUGAUGGUUUCAAAUUCAUGGAAGAACACUUUCAAUACUACGACGUCAUUAUAACCGAUUCUUCUGAUCCCAUAGGUCCGGCUGUUUCGCUAUUCCAAAAGUCUUACUUUGAAUUGAUGAAACGUGCUCUGCGUCAAGGUGGCAUCGUGUGUUCACAAGCAGAUACAUUCUGGGGACAUUUGAAAAACUCGACAUCAAUGCACAACCAUUGCAAAGAGAUAUUCGCCAAGGCGGCGUAUGCGACAUCCUAUGUAUCUACUUACCCGGCUGGUCAGAUCGGUUUCGCACUUGGAAGUCUUGACGAGAAUACUGACUUUUCAAAUCCAGUACAAAAGUUGACUAACCAACAGCGAAAGGAUAUGAAGCUUCGUUACUACACUACCGACAUUCACAAAGCAGCGUUCGCACUGCCAGCGUUUGUCAUCGACGCUCUCGACGACUCUGAAAACAAUUUGUUGUUAUAAUAAUAUUACGUGUAUUUUGUAUUAUGUAUCAUCAGUGCCUAUUACAUGAAGCCUAUAUUAAUUUUCUUUCUAAUAUGGUACGAUAAUACGAUACCUAUAUCAUGUAACACACGAUUAAAAUAGUGUAUGAUUUAAAUAAAUUAUCCGUUUUGGUUGUUAAUUAUUGUUCUAUAAUAUCUUACUUAACAGUUAGGCGUAGGUACCUUAUUA